Phlebotomus papatasi is the source of this 876-nucleotide messenger RNA. Its product is annotated as grpE protein homolog, mitochondrial-like. Gene Ontology annotation, biological process: protein folding; protein import into mitochondrial matrix. Gene Ontology annotation, molecular function: protein-folding chaperone binding; adenyl-nucleotide exchange factor activity; protein homodimerization activity. The record is from RefSeq and is a predicted model, not a curated record. The coding region runs from base 95 to 781 and encodes 228 amino acids. Gene Ontology annotation, cellular component: PAM complex, Tim23 associated import motor. The transcript is spliced from 4 exons. NCBI's taxonomy places the organism in Eukaryota, Metazoa, Arthropoda, Insecta, Diptera, Psychodidae.
CUUUUCACCAAAAAAUGCAAAAUUGCAAGUUGCAAGUUAGAGGAUUGAUAAGGAGAUUGUUUUCUUCGAGAUUUUAGCAAAAAUAUAGUGUAAAAUGUGUUCAAUUAGAGUAAAUGCAGCUCUGAAAUUAUUGCGGAGUGUUCCAGCAAUGGGUGGACAGUCACAAAUUCAGAAUUUUUCCAGCCCAAUUCGUUUCUUGAGCAUCUCAACAUCUCGGCGAAAUAUUGCGCCAGAGGAGAGAAAGGAUAAUCAAGUGCCAGAAGUGUCGGAAUCGGAAAAGAAAUUGACUGCUCUUUUGGAGGAGCUCAACAAGCAACUUUCAACAGAGAAGGAGAAAAGUUCAGAGCUUUUGGACAAGUACAAGAGAGCACUGGCUGAUGGGGAAAAUCUUCGUGUGAGGCUGACAAAACAAAUUGAAGAUGCCAAACAGUUUGGGAUUCAGAGCUUUUGCAAGGAUCUCUUGGAAGUGGCUGAUAUUCUUGCCACGGCAACAGACACUGUGCCCAAGGAAGAGGUCACAGACAAAAAUCCACACCUUAAGAGUCUCUACGAAGGGCUGACAAUGACUAAAGCCUCACUGGAUCAAGUUUUUAAGCGACACGGCCUGGAGAGGGUCAAUCCCCUGAAUGAGAAGUUUAAUCCGAAUCUCCACGAAGCCCUCUUCCAACUGGAGAACAAAACCGUGGAACCAAAUACCGUGAUUGAGGUCAGCAAAAUCGGAUACAAACUGAAAGAACGCUGCAUACGACCGGCUCUUGUGGGAGUCUCGAAAUCCUCAUGAGCUACCUGAAUGACUCAAUAAGAUUCCUUAAACUUGGUGAUUCCUGGAAAAUUGUUAAUUCUGUCGCAUCUAGCAAUAAAAUGAUUUGUAGAUAA